GCUGAAGAUGAUUUAUUCACCAGUGGAUUGCUCUCGGCUUUAUCAAGCCAUCGAUGGGGAAGGAAUACAUCAGGCAACUUUUGGGGAUGUCCUUCCUUCAAGAUUCCAAGUUGCCCAAGACUUCGGGAGGUCAUAUGGCGUGGUACAACAUGCAUGACCUGGUGCAUGACCUGGCAACAUUAAUCGUAGGUGGUGAGUUAAUCGUUUCUUCUGUUCCAUCGAAGAGCAAGAAUGUGCAUGCCCAGAAAUAUUGUCGCUAUGCACUGGUUACCAAAUAUGACCAGGCAACAAAGUUGUCGAGUGUCUUACCCUCGAAGGUGAGGGCACUCCAUUUUUCUGACAGCAGCCAGCUGGGUCUCUCUUGUGGGGCAUUUUCAUCUGCAAAAUGCUUGCGUAUUUUGGAUUUUAGUGGAUGCUCAAGUACAAUGUUGCCAGUCUCUAUUGGGCAAGUGAAGCAGCUGCAGUAUCUUACUGCUGCAAGAAUGCAAAAUGAAGUUCUCCCAGAGUAUAUCACUGAGCUAUCAAAACUACAGUACCUGAAUCUGAAUGGAUCUUCUCACAUUUCUGCACUACCAGAAUCAAUAGGCAAGCUCGGGUGUCUGAAAUAUUUAGGUCUGUCAGGUUGUUCUGGCAUAUCAAAACUGCAAGAAUCAUUUGGUGAUUUAAAACGUAUGAUUCAUCUUGACAUGUCUGAUUGUUCUGGGAUAAGAGAGCUGCCAGAGUCCUUGGUAAUCUCACAAAUUUGCAGCAUCUUGAGUUAUCUGAGUGCUCCAGUAUCAAGGCAAUUCCUGAAUCUUUAUGUGGCCUCACGCAACUCCAAUAUUUGAACUUAUCAUCUUGUGGUUAUAUUGCACGGCUACCAGAAGGCAGAAGCUAUUGGCUGCCUGGUCGAUCUACAGUGUUUAAACAUGUCAGAGUGUAGUGGCAUCAGGGAACUCCCAGAGUCGUUUAAGAGGCUCUGUAAUUUGUUGCAUCUGGAUUUAAAAGGCUCAUUUGUUGAGAAAGGGUUACCGGGAGCUCUGUGUGGCCUCACCGCAUUACAAUAUCUGGAUAUGUCAGAGUAUCACACAGAAAUUCUGGAACAGGAUGAUCUACCUAAUGUUAUGGGAAACCUCACAAAUAUCAAGGUUUUGAAUUUAUCAUAUAGCCUGAAUGAACUCAUAGGUAUAGGUAAUAACGAUUAUCUUGAUUUCAUUGGUACCCUUACCGAUCUGGAACAUCUGGACUUAUCCUGGAACCCUACAUUAGAGUAUCUACCAAAAAGUAUUGGUAACCUCAAAAGGCUGCAUACAUUGAAUCUAGAGAAUUGCAAUGAUCUCGAGUCCCUCCCAGAGAGUAUAGGUGGUGCAACUGGGCUGAAGUCUGUACUUCUUGACGGGUGCUCACACAAACUGAUCGAUCAGGCCCAUUCUCUGUUGCAUUAUUCACUAACAUUACCGCUCUUUAAAGUUCAUGGUGAUGAUGUCAGUGCUCACAGCAAUCUGCAUCUGCUCGAGGGUGAAAAUGUCGCUGAGUUACAUAUAGUUUUCCUUGGAAACGUAAGAUUUCUAGAAGAAGCACAAAGACUUAAG
Messenger RNA from Panicum virgatum (switchgrass), 1571 nucleotides. Its product is annotated as disease resistance protein RUN1-like. The transcript has 2 exons. NCBI's taxonomy places the organism in Eukaryota, Viridiplantae, Streptophyta, Magnoliopsida, Poales, Poaceae. The record is from RefSeq and is a predicted model, not a curated record. Bases 54 to 827 code for a protein of 257 amino acids.